Messenger RNA from Neltuma alba, 1584 nucleotides. Its product is annotated as 60S ribosomal protein L4. Gene Ontology annotation, molecular function: structural constituent of ribosome. Bases 69 to 1286 code for a protein of 405 amino acids. The transcript has 2 exons. Gene Ontology annotation, biological process: translation. The record is from RefSeq and is a predicted model, not a curated record. Gene Ontology annotation, cellular component: ribosome. NCBI's taxonomy places the organism in Eukaryota, Viridiplantae, Streptophyta, Magnoliopsida, Fabales, Fabaceae.
GUUGAGUCUUCCCAAAACCCUAGUGUGCCAUUUCUUCCUCGUCACUUCCCUUCCCCAACCCGCCACCAAUGGCCGCAGCAGCUCGUCCCAUCAUCAGUGUACAAGCCCUUGAGGGCGAUAUGGCCACCGAUGAAGCCCAGACAGUUCCGCUUCCCGAUGUUAUGAAGGCGGCGAUUCGACCCGAUAUCGUUACCUUUGUCCACUCCAACGUCUCCAAGAACAGUCGGCAACCCUACGCUGUCAGCAAGCGCGCUGGUCACCAGACUUCUGCCGAAUCAUGGGGUACCGGUCGUGCAGUGUCCCGUAUCCCCCGUGUCCCGGGUGGUGGUACCCACCGCGCCGGUCAGGCAGCUUUUGGUAAUAUGUGUCGUGGUGGACGCAUGUUCGCUCCGACUAAGAUUUGGCGCCGCUGGCACCGUAAGAUCAAUGUCAUUCAGAAGAGAUACGCUGUCGUUUCAGCCAUUGCUGCCUCUGCAAUUCCAUCCCUCGUGAUGGCCCGGGGGCACAGAAUUGAGUCUGUUCCUGAAAUGCCUCUAGUUGUCAGUGAUUCUGCCGAAGGUGUUGAGAAAACUAAGGAAGCCAUCAAAGUGCUCAAGAAGGUCGGUGCUUUUCCUGACGCUGAGAAGGCAAAGGACAGCCAUGCAAUCCGUCCUGGGAAGGGUAAAAUGAGAAAUCGUCGAUACAUCUCUCGCAAGGGUCCUCUGAUUGUGUAUGGAACUGAGGGCGCAAAGGCUGUGAAAGCUUUUAGAAAUAUUCCUGGAGUUGAGAUCGUGAAUGUGGAGAGAUUGAACCUUCUUAAAUUGGCUCCUGGUGGUCACCUUGGGAGGUUUGUUAUUUGGACUAAGUCUGCUUUUGAGAAGCUCGAUUCGAUUUAUGGAUCAUUCGACAAGCCAUCAGAGAAGAAGAAAGGGUACCUUCUUCCUAGAGCUAAGAUGGUUAAUUCUGAUUUGGCAAGGAUCAUCAACUCUGACGAGAUUCAGUCCGUUGUGAGGCCCAUCAAGAAAGAAGUCAAGCGGGCACCACUCAAGAAGAACCCGCUCAAGAAUCUCAAUGCUAUGUUGAAACUGAAUCCAUAUGCCAAAACCGCUAAGAGGAUGUCACUUCUAGCUGAAGCGCAGCGUGUGAAAGCAAAGAAAGAAAAGCUUGAUAACAAGAGGAAGUCUGUUUCCAAGGAGGAGGCUUCUGCUAUAAAGGCUGCUGGAAAAGCUUGGUAUCAAACCAUGGUGUCUGAUUCUGAUUACACGGAAUUUGAGAGCUUUUCUAAGUGGCUAGGUGUUUCCCAGUGAAGUAAAUCGCAAAUUUUGCCUUCUGUUUCGAUUCUAUUGCAUCUCAUUUGCAUUUUUUGACAAGUUGAUCAUAGGUGGGAGGAAAUUAGCUGGACGACGGGGGUAUUAUAUUUAUGUGCAUUUUUUCCCUCCCACCACAGUUUACUUGCCGUUACUGGUUAGUUGAGAGAGUUUUUAUAAUUAGGACUGCAUUUAAAUACCUUGAGAUCCAAGUUGUCGCCAUACCGCAUCUGCAAGUUAGACCAUAUGAAAUUUUUUCGUUGAGUAAUAUCAUCACCCCUUUUCCUUUGCCUAUCAA